AAAAAGCGAGCAAUCCACUGAGUACUGGUCCAUUUAGUUUGUGAUCGUCAAGGAGUACAGUAGAGUUCUCGGUGUUUAAACGUUCCCAGUUUCUGUGCUUGAAAAGAGAAAAGCAGCAAGGAAGAAGAAGAGAGUGGACACACAAUUAUCUUGGAUUUUUAACUGUUGAGAUCCAACAGCUGGACAAAAGUGACAAGUUUUUCUCGUUUUGUGUGGAAAAAAACGAAAAGUUUUAAAAACUUCAAUUAAGCCCGUGUUAAAGGCGGACGAAAUCUUUUUUAUUCAAACUUUGUUAACUCAGACCAACACCAGCAACCAUGAGAGAAAUCGUUCACAUCCAAGCCGGUCAGUGCGGAAACCAAAUUGGAGCUAAGUUUUGGGAAAUCAUCUCCGAUGAGCACGGCAUCGACGCUACCGGCGCGUACCACGGUGAUUCGGAUCUGCAGCUGGAGCGCAUCAAUGUGUACUACAACGAAGCCUCCGGUGGCAAAUAUGUGCCACGUGCCGUGCUAGUCGAUCUGGAACCGGGAACUAUGGAUUCGGUUCGCUCCGGCCCAUUCGGACAGAUCUUCCGCCCGGACAACUUCGUUUUCGGACAGUCCGGUGCCGGUAACAACUGGGCCAAGGGACACUACACCGAGGGUGCCGAACUGGUCGAUUCCGUGCUGGACGUUGUCCGCAAGGAGGCCGAAUCGUGCGACUGCCUGCAAGGAUUCCAGCUGACGCACUCGCUCGGAGGUGGUACCGGAUCCGGUAUGGGAACACUGCUGAUCUCUAAAAUUCGUGAGGAAUACCCCGACAGGAUCAUGAACACAUAUUCCGUUGUCCCCUCGCCAAAAGUGUCAGAUACCGUCGUGGAACCUUAUAACGCUACCCUCUCCGUGCAUCAGCUGGUCGAAAACACCGACGAAACGUACUGUAUCGACAAUGAAGCCCUGUAUGACAUCUGCUUCCGUACUCUGAAGCUCACCACUCCUACCUACGGCGAUCUGAACCAUCUCGUCUCGCUGACCAUGUCCGGAGUUACUACCUGCUUGCGAUUCCCUGGUCAACUGAACGCCGAUCUGCGAAAACUGGCCGUCAACAUGGUACCAUUCCCACGUCUACACUUCUUCAUGCCAGGAUUCGCUCCACUGACGUCCCGCGGCUCGCAGCAGUACCGCGCUCUGACCGUUCCGGAACUCACCCAGCAAAUGUUUGAUGCCAAGAACAUGAUGGCUGCCUGCGAUCCCCGACAUGGUCGAUACCUUACCGUUGCUGCCGUCUUCCGUGGCCGUAUGUCGAUGAAGGAAGUCGAUGAACAGAUGCUGAACAUCCAGAACAAGAACAGCAGCUACUUCGUGGAAUGGAUCCCGAACAACGUCAAGACCGCCGUCUGUGAUAUUCCUCCACGAGGAUUGAAGAUGUCCGCUACCUUCAUCGGCAACUCCACCGCCAUCCAGGAAUUGUUCAAGCGUAUCUCCGAACAGUUCACCGCUAUGUUCCGUCGUAAGGCUUUCUUGCAUUGGUACACCGGCGAGGGCAUGGACGAAAUGGAAUUCACUGAGGCGGAAAGCAACAUGAACGAUCUGGUGUCUGAGUACCAGCAAUACCAGGAGGCCACCGCCGACGAGGAUGCAGAGUUCGACGAGGAGCAGGAGGCUGAAGUUGACGAAAACUAAAUCUAGUUCUCCAACAACCCACACACACACACAAACGAACCUGACAUCCUUCUACACCGAACUCUCCCCCUCCUUUCUUCUGCAGAACUCUUCGCUCAUUCCAAGCAUUUUGCCCGUGCUCUGCCAUCUUCUCAUCUACUAAUCCUUCUCUUCUUCCUACUCACCUCAGGGUGUAAAAUCACGUCAAAGAGAAUGUUCCGUUCUUUUUUCGAAAAAAAAAAACGAAAAGUAUCAAUCACCAGCCAGAUUGUAGAUAAGAGACAAAAGUGAAGAACAAUGCGCAACCGUAAAAAAUAAAAACAAAGCCAGCAGCAGAGAUAGCAUGCAAGCAAAAACUAAACAACAACCAAGCCAGCCAGCAGCAGCAGCAGCAGGAAAAAGUCGCAAAAUCUAGUAACCACUGCCAGCUCAGCAAAAGAAAAUAAAAACAAUUGCAGAAAUGUCAGAAAACGGCAACUAAAAUCAAUCUCUGUUCUGUUUCAUUUACGUUUUGUUUCACACAAUUUCACCUCCCGAAAUUUACCGGCUUUUAUUUUUCAUCGAUUGUUUCAAACCAAUUCGCCCCCAACUCCCUUUCUCUGCUUUGUUUCGUUUCGUUUUCACCUAUAUGCUCUAUACUGGGUUCGAAAAUAUCUAUCGUCGCUUCGCGCUGUUAUUUGCGCGUUUCGCGACGAAACUCGUUGACAAACAAACAAGAAAAAAAGCUACCUUCUCUAAUGCUAAUUUUAAUAUUAUCGAUAAGGACAAAUAUUUAAAAUUUAACUUUAAAAACAAUUCGAUUGAAAUAAAAAAUGCUUUAACUAUUGUUAUUCGAGAAAAAAAAAUUCAGUUGAAAUCGAAGGAUUGCCGUAAAGUAUAACUUAUUUGCCGCACGAAUGAGUGGAUAACAUUGUCCACAGCUUAUUUGUAUUGUACCGUUUGUUUCGCAAGUGAACAUCUGCAAGCAUCUGAAGCGCAGAAAAGAUGGAAAAAUAAAAAAGUCUCAGAAAUCAAA
Molecule: messenger RNA, 2655 nt
Organism: Wyeomyia smithii (pitcher-plant mosquito)
Lineage: Eukaryota; Metazoa; Arthropoda; Insecta; Diptera; Culicidae
Product: tubulin beta-1 chain
Exons: 2
Coding region: 318-1661 (447 amino acids)
Biological process (GO): microtubule cytoskeleton organization; mitotic cell cycle
Cellular component (GO): cytoplasm; microtubule
Molecular function (GO): GTP binding; structural constituent of cytoskeleton; GTPase activity
Source: RefSeq, a predicted model, not a curated record